AUGGCAGCGGAAGUGCGAAUGGUACUUUAUGAAGACGAUUCAGUGCAAGUGCAAUAUGUUGAUGGUUCCAGACUGCAGCUUUCUCCAUGUGGCUCUGAAUUUUUAUUUGAAAAGGCACCUCCUGUUUCAGCACAUCCUUUAGAACAACCAGAAAGAAUUCGUCAAAGGACACACUUCGUUAUUAGCACUUACCGAGAGCAACUACAGCGAGCCCUAGAUUUUCGAAAUUCUUUUGCUGUUUGCCCUUUUUUAUCUGAAACCAUCAUACCUUCUGAAAGAAAAAAGCGUAUCUUCAUUGACUUCUCAGAAGUGAGAUGGCCCAGUCCUGACACUGCUGAUGGUGUGGUAUGUACGCAGAGGGGCAGCGUGAAGAUAGCAUCAUUGGAUGGGCACGCAUACCUUUGCCUUCCCAGAUCGCAGCAUGAAUUUAUAGUACAUUUUUUGUGUAAAGUAAGCCAGAAGCCAGACUCGUCUAUAGUAUUGUCAGAAAAGAAGAAUCAAGCCAGAAAGGACAAACUAGUUGAGAAAGCAGGCAAAAUCUGUACAUAUGGAAGUUUAUCAAGACAGAGACUGAAGAAUAAAGAAAAUGACCUUUAUUGUCAGCUCACGAAAUCCAAGGAACCUUUAGAGAAGAAGAGCUGUAUAGAUGGAGCUGAAGGGAGGGAGGAGCCACCCCCGCCUGGUACACGACACACGUGUGUAUACACAUGGGUGAAGCAGCGCUGGCCUGUGGCCUCCUGUCCAGAGGAAUGGAAAUAUCCUUUGUCUUUAGCACUUCAUUUUCAUAAUAAAAUCAGCAGUAUGUCAAGAAGUGAUGCAGACAUCACCCGGAGUAGAACGUUAACUUCUGAGAUUUCAGAGGAAAGAGGAAAAGAGGUUUCUGCUCUUCCCAGGGCCCUGUUACUCAGCUGUCCUGUCCCCCACCUGCACAGGUGGAAUUUUUGUGAUUCACUUUCACAAAGACAGUUUGAUGAAGAAUAUUCCUAUGCUGAACUAGUGAAAGUGGUUUGGUACAAAGGUGUAACUUACCGACUAAACCAUAAAAAUGUGAACUCAAUAGAGAUUUAUCCUGGAGAUGGAUCUGUUUUCAAAUCAGAGGGAGCUUAUUUUGGGAGGUAUUUUACGUAUUAUUCCAUUCAAGAAGGAUCAGAAGAGAGAGAAGAGAAAACUUACUCAGUAAAUAACCUUCCUCCGGACAGACCAGGAAGUCUGUUCUCUGUGUGUUCUCUACUUAAACAGGCAACCAGAAUUCUUCAACACUGUGCCAAGACAAGGCUUUCUUUAAGCCAUAAUUAUCAUAUAUGCUGCUGGAAAAUGGUACCUGGGAUAAAUGAUAGCAGUAUACUGCCUUUGCUUUUGAGAGAAUCAAUCAUACCCAGCGUGGGAAGAUUUCUUGCAUACUCUGAUGACAAAGUACAUGCUGUCUUUUUAGAUGGCAUUACUCUAACCCUAAAUUGGAAUUUCAGCUCUUUUAUUGAAAAGAGACAGGUAAAUCAAGGUCUCAAUUUAGGUUGGUGUAAGUUAACUUUUCCCGAUGGACAAGAUCAGUUAAUUCAAAUUGAACACCCUGGACCAUACGAAAGCUAUGUGAUAGCGGUUGUAUCAUGGUGCAGAAGACUGACCCAGACUAGUGAGAGAGAGAUGCCCACACAUUCUUCAUCUCCUGUUAUUGAAGAAAAUUGGUCUGUGGCCUCUGAACUUGAAAAGAUAAAGAAAUUUAACUUUUUAUUGGAGAAUAGUGGUAUCCUAAACCAGAUUUCUAACAAAAAAACCAAAGAGUCAUCUGAUCAUUAUGAACCAAAAUCUCCAGAAACCUUGCUGGAAGAAGUUAAUGAAGAGAGAGUAUCAGUGGCAUUGAAAAAAACCUCUGAAAUCCUUCAGGAUAUUGACUGUCUUCUAUCAAGUUCUAAAAAGUGAAAAAUGGAAUUAUUAUAAACCUUAAGGAUGUUGUUUCAACUGACUAGUAUAAAAUUACUAGUAAGCCAAGAAAUUAUAUAUAUUACUUCUGUGCAAUGAUUAUAUAAAAAAUGACAUUUAACUUUGGAG
Messenger RNA from Neomonachus schauinslandi (Hawaiian monk seal), 2046 nucleotides. It is a transcript of the gene C7H5orf34, whose product is annotated as chromosome 7 C5orf34 homolog. The transcript has 12 exons. NCBI's taxonomy places the organism in Eukaryota, Metazoa, Chordata, Mammalia, Carnivora, Phocidae. The record is from RefSeq and is a predicted model, not a curated record. Bases 1 to 1917 code for a protein of 638 amino acids.